GAGGAGUCUCGCUUUGGAUCCAGCCCCCUGGCCCUCCUCUCUGCCGCCUGUGAUCGGUUCGGGGCCUGGCACUACUCUGGGGAGAGCGGGGCAUUGACCACGACGACAGGCAAAUCCAUGUCAGCCCCCCUCAGGAAGCACGUCUUCAGCGGCCCCGCCCCGACGGGCUGCGAAAGCCUCCCUCCCCAGCUCUACGGCCUCUCGGACUACCCAGGCUUCGGCCCGGCCUACUCCUCCUCCUCCUCCUCCUCCUCCUCCGCCACCUCCUCCUCGCAGGGCCAGGAGGCCUCUCCUUCCUCCGGCUCCUCCCUCCUCCCUGCUGGGCCGCAGCCCCCGGCCUUGGACUGCGGGCCCCUCUACCCCCCUCCCCCUCCCCCUCCCCCUCCCCCUCCCCUGGAGCUGGUCCACCCGCCGUACCCAGGCCCGGCCUGGUUCAAGGCCUCACCGUCGCCCGCCCAGUCUCAGGCUCCAGCCGGCCCCACCUCCUGGUGGGAGGGCCAGGGCUGGGCUGAGGCCUUGCCAGCCCAGCCCGGUUACCCGCCCGGCGACUACCAGGGCUACGCGCCCGCCCAGGCCCAGGCUCCGGCCUGCGAGUGCCAAGGCUGCCAGAGCCGAGGGGUAGGCCCGGAGGCCUCUGAGGCGGGUGAGCCCAGGCCAGGGGUGCGUCGGCGAGACCCCCCAGCCCACGGCUGCCACGUGCCGGGCUGCGGCAAGGUCUACGCCAAGGCCUCGCACCUCAAGGCCCACCUGAGGUGGCACACGGGUGAGAGGCCCUUCGUCUGCAACUGGCUGUUCUGCGGCAAGCGCUUCCCGCGUUCCGAGGAGCUGGAGCGCCACGUCAGGGCUCACACAAGGGAGAAGCGCUUCAGCUGCCCCGAGUGUGGCAAACGCUUCACCCGCAGCGACCACCUGGGGAAGCACCGACGGUGCCACCCCCCGCCCCCUGCACCCCCCCCCACCGCCGACGACGACGCCAACCCCGACCAGGGGUGCGGGGAGCCUCCCGUCCUCCCCGCGGCGGCGCCCGGGAGCGGGGGAGGGGGGCCGGGGGAAGGGGGCGGCGAGGCCG
This is a messenger RNA of Chiloscyllium plagiosum (whitespotted bambooshark), 1069 nucleotides long. Lineage: Eukaryota; Metazoa; Chordata; Chondrichthyes; Orectolobiformes; Hemiscylliidae. The record is from RefSeq and is a predicted model, not a curated record.